UCUAACUCGUGAACUGAAAUGAACUUUUGCCAUAGUUUUUUUUUAUAUUUCAGCUAACAUUUCAGUGGAAAAAAAUGGAUAGUGCUGAAGUCGAGGUGUUCGUAGAGCGUUUGGAUAGCGAUAUCAUUGAUGAACAUUUACGUACAUCGACGUCGUUUUUGCACGACAUAAUGACUCAAGAUCAGGUUAACACUGAACAAAAAGAGCUAGAAUCGCAUAAACCAGAGAAAAAAGCUUUGAUAAAGCGUUUGAAUAAACGAGUUUCUAUACAAAAGCACACAUGUAGCUUCUGCGGUAAAAUAUACAAGACUCGCUCCACGUUACAUAAUCAUGUGCUUCUAGAGCAUACCGACACGGUAAAGAGCAAGUGUGAUAAAUGCGACAAAAUAUAUCCUUCGCGUCUAAGUCUAGAGAAGCAUGAGCGAUACAUGCACUUGAGGCACCGAUGUCCCGUGUGCUACAAGACGUUUAAAGACCCUCAGUCGCUGUCGAGACACUGUGAGGAGUGCAAAAUGGUGAAGAUAGCGUGUGAAAUAUGUGGGAAUAUCUACGCUUCGCUGGUGUCUUUGAGGAAUCAUGUGAAGUACAUGCACUCUUCGAGGACGGGCCACUGGUGCACGCUCUGUCGCCGGGAGUUCGUCAGUGAAGCGAAUUUAAUCAACCACAGAAACACGGUGCAUCCUGCCGGCGCAACGGACUGCAGCUGCGGGCGUCAGUUCCCGUCCCUGGCGCGACUGCGAAGCCACGAGCUGUACAAGCACUCACCCGUCAGCCACAAAUGCCGAUACUGUCACAAGGCAUUCGCUACUGAAACUAGGCUGCAGGGCCACCUAGCGCGCUUACAUUAAGAUGAUUAUUGUCACAGCCACGAGAUGUGCAAGCACUCACCCGUCAGCCACAAGUGUCGAUACUGUCACAAGGCAUUCGCUACUGAAACUAGGCUGCAGGGCCACCUAGCGCGCUUACAUUAAGAUGAUUAUUGUCACAGCCACGAGAUGUGCAAGCACUCACCCGUCAGCCACAAGUGCCGAUACUGUCACAAGGCAUUCGCUACUGAAACUAGGCUGCAGGGCCUCCUAGCGCGCUUGCAUUAAGAUGAUUAUUGUCACAGCCACGAGAUGUGCAAGCCCUCACCCGUCAGCCACAAGUGCGGACACUGUCACAAGGCGAACCU
Messenger RNA from Cydia fagiglandana, 1174 nucleotides. Its product is annotated as zinc finger protein 366-like. Lineage: Eukaryota; Metazoa; Arthropoda; Insecta; Lepidoptera; Tortricidae. Bases 75 to 848 code for a protein of 257 amino acids. The transcript has 2 exons. The record is from RefSeq and is a predicted model, not a curated record. Gene Ontology annotation, molecular function: RNA polymerase II cis-regulatory region sequence-specific DNA binding; DNA-binding transcription factor activity, RNA polymerase II-specific.